Rodentolepis nana is the source of this 393-nucleotide messenger RNA. The record is from the annotation of a GenBank genome assembly. NCBI's taxonomy places the organism in Eukaryota, Metazoa, Platyhelminthes, Cestoda, Cyclophyllidea, Hymenolepididae.
AUGGAUGUAAGAGUACUGCACCUUUUUCUUGCUACCAUCGCAACCAUUCUCUUUAUGACAGCCAUUGGCUAUAAUGGAUGGAAAUGUGGUGAGAGUCUUCUAAGUCCGCUCUGCAUAAAACUUGACAAACGCAACGAAAUAACCGGAGCUCUUCUACUUACUGCUGGACUAUUGGUAUUUAUUGCUGGUGCUUUCAUUCUUGUCUACCUUCUAAAGGGCUCCGGGGGACCAAAUAUUGCCGCAACUGUGGCAACUUUCAUUGCAGCUAUUCUCGCUUCGGUUGCUAUGUUUUUCUACCACAGUUUUGUAAUUGGUUGGUCUCCCUUCAUUGCCACAAUGGCGAUGUCUCUGACUAUCGCGUUGGCUAUAAUGCUCAUUUUCCAAUUUGUUUGA